Messenger RNA from Ipomoea nil (Japanese morning glory), 1631 nucleotides. RefSeq lists its product as uncharacterized. The coding region runs from base 165 to 1316 and encodes 383 amino acids. Lineage: Eukaryota; Viridiplantae; Streptophyta; Magnoliopsida; Solanales; Convolvulaceae. Gene Ontology annotation, biological process: DNA repair; mitotic sister chromatid cohesion. The record is from RefSeq and is a predicted model, not a curated record. The transcript has 11 exons. Gene Ontology annotation, cellular component: nucleus; chromatin.
GAUUUCUAUAUACUUCUCAGAGAUUAGGGCUUCUUCUAUCUAAUAUAAAUCAAGAGCAAUCGGGAUCAUUUCAUGAAGCACUUCAACCUUCAAUCAAGGCACUAUUUGGUGAUGAACUUGUACAACAUGCUGAUCUGGAAGUGAAAAUCUCAACAGCAUACUGCAUGAGUGAGAUUUUGAGAAUAACAGCUCCAGAUGAACCCUGUGAUGAUAAAUCAAUGGAGGAAUUCUUUCGGCUUGCAAUAAUGGCCUUCAGGAAGUUGGCAAACAGUGAGGAUUGCUGUUACUCCAAGGCUGCAUCAAUUCUUCGGAUUUUUGCUGAGUACAAGCUGUGUGUGGUAAUGUUGGAUCUUGAGUUGGACGCACUGAUUCUAGAGAUGUUUCAGCUAUUUCUGGAUUCCAUUUGCCCCAGCAAUGCACCAUACAUGGAGGAAAUCAUGACAAUGGUAAUUGAGGAAAGUGAAGAAAUCUCGGUGGAUCUUCUAAAUAUCCUCCUAACUACUGCAAACCAGAAUCCUCAGAAUCUUUCUUACAUUCUGGGAGAGAGAGUUUUUAGUAAUUGCAAUGUUAAACUGCAAUUAACAUGGCAGGAGGCAAUCGAAAGACAAAAUUUGGAAAACAAGGAGCUUGCACCUACUUCUUCUUGCCCUACAGAUGUUGCCUCAUCUGAUAACCCAAAAGAGCUUUCGUCAAGCAGUGCUUGUCUUCCAUCCUCAGAUUCAGCCAAGAUGCCUGGCCACGAUACAUCUUCUAAUACAUUACUUCAUGGUGGUCAAGUAAACCGGAAUCACAAUCAGACUCCAACUAGGAGAAGAGUGCGAAAGCCAAAUUCAUUGAUGAAGCCAGAGGAAGGGUAUGAUCUCACUUGGAUCAGUACUGUUGAACGAAAAUCUGAUAAAACUCCUUGCCAAGUGAAACCAAGCAAGAAAAGAACUACAGAAAGCCGUGCAGAAGAAGAAAACAAACUGAGUGGUGAAACCUCCAAAAAGAGGAAGAGGAAGUGUUCUCCUUCAGAAAAGGCAGCGAGAACGCUAGCUGAAGAGCUGGUUGGUUGCAGAGUAAAAGUUUGGGAGCCAAAAGACGAGAAGUUCUAUGAAGGUAGUAUCACUUCUUAUGACAAAUCUGAAAAUAAGCACAAGGUCAAUUGUGAUGAUGGAUGUGUAAAAGACAUGAAUCUUUCAGUAGAACGCUGGGAACCCAUCAGAGAUGAUGAUGAACAAAUGCCUUUGGCAGGUGUUGAUGGAAAGUUAUGUCCCCUAAUAAAUAUGUUUCAGUAUCGCUAUUCAAGAAGAAAGUGCGGGUUUAGAAUGAUCUGAUCUGCGCGUAAAUACUGAACUAUUGUUGAGGGAAAGUGUGCAAACCAGGGGGGGAAAGCAAGAUUGCAGCAGAAACAAACGAGGAAGAUGAUACUAUGUUGUUGCCUUGUUGGGUUACGUUGGCAGUGUUUUUCGGUGAUUGGGAGAAGGCAGUGCAAGGUUUUAAUUUGGUUUGUGAGUAAGAUCCUGAGAUUGUUGAAACCUUUGCAGAGGCACUCUCUUGGCUUGGGUAGAUGGGGUAUCCCGCAUAUAAAUAGAGACGGAUUGUCAGAUUCUUCAGCAAAUCAUUGUACUCAACCUAUUAUUGUAACUAUU